Molecule: messenger RNA, 933 nt
Organism: Gopherus flavomarginatus (Mexican gopher tortoise)
Lineage: Eukaryota; Metazoa; Chordata; Testudines; Testudinidae
Product: olfactory receptor 10A7-like
Exons: 1
Coding region: 4-933 (309 amino acids)
Biological process (GO): G protein-coupled receptor signaling pathway
Cellular component (GO): membrane
Molecular function (GO): G protein-coupled receptor activity; olfactory receptor activity
Source: RefSeq, a predicted model, not a curated record
CAAAUGCCAUGGACAAAUCACACAUCCAUCACCAAGUUCAUUCUCCUGGGAUUUGGGAACCUGAACGAAGUUCAGAUUCUGCUUUUUGUGCUGUUUCUAGUGAUCUACAUUGUGACCUUGGCUGGGAACCUUCUCAUUGUUGCCCUAGUUGUGGCUGAUCGGCAGCUUCACACCCCAAUGUAUUUCUUCCUGGGGAACUUGUCCUUCUUGGAGACCUGCUACACCUCAGCGAGUGUCCCCAGAUUGCUGGCUGGGCUCCUUGUAGAAGACAGGAUAAUCUCAGUCAGGGACUGUAUCACACAGUUAUUUUUCCUCAGUGCUUUCGCUUGCAUUGAGUGCUUCCUCCUUGCAGUCAUGGCUUAUGACCGUUACUUAGCCAUAUGCAACCCACUCAGCUAUAACAUUAUGAUGAACCUCAGGGUUUGCAUUCAUGUGGUAUCUGCCUCCUGGAUAACUGGUUUCUCAGCCACUGCUUUAGUAGUGGGGAUGGUGCGCCAGCUAAGCUUCUGCAGUGCCAAUGAAAUAAAUAAUUUCUUCUGUGACAUGGAGGAGCUGCUCAAAUUGUCCUGCACAAGAAGCUCCCUGGUGGAAAUGAUUGUUCUGAUCUCCUGCUCCCUGGUAACCCUGGCCCCUUUCCUCUUCAUUGUUGUGUCUUAUGUUAAUAUCCUCUCUGCCAUUGCCUCCUCUGCUGAGAGGCAGAAGGCCUUUUCCACCUGUGCCUCUCACCUGCUGGUGGUGAGUCUGUAUUACGGGACCAUCAUUAUCAUGUAUGUGGUGCCAUCAGCGGAACAAUCCCCAGCCUUCCAUAAAGUUCUGUCUCUCAUGUACACGGUUAUCACCCCAAUGUUCAACCCCAUCAUCUACAGUCUGAGGAACAAAGAGGUGAAGGGGGCAUUCAGGAAAGUUGUGUUGCAGAAUUUAGGCAUAGCUUAG